CCUCCCCCCUCCAGGCAGUGCUCAAGAUUAUGUCGUGUUUACGGGCUCUUCCACAGAUACGUCCGCAGCCUCGGCACCCGUAACCGAGCUCCCCGGGAUGGCUGAGGCGGCGAGGCCCCGCAAGUCCAAGAGCAGGACGAAGCAUGACAAGACAAAGAAGAAGCAGCAAAGCCUCGUGGACGUAAGAGCAGAGAAGACUCUGGUGUUGGAGGAAGAGAGCGACAUCCAUAAUGUACUGGACUCCUCCUCCCAGAGAACGGACAGCAAUCUUCCUGAUAGUUUCAUAGAAAUCCAGCUGAACGAUGAAACCUGCGGAGCUGAUAACAAACGACUAAGCAGCUUGUCUGAGGCGGAUGUCCUCGCCGUCAGUGGAGGCGCCUCGGAGGACAAGAAGGAAACCGAAAAUCAUGACUGUCGAGAGCUAGAGUCUGGAGGAGCAAACCUUUCCUGCCCUUCACAAAGCUGUGAGUUGCAGCCCGAAAAGACAAAAUGUCCUGAAGUUACAAGCCCCUCCAUAGAGGAACAGCACCCGGCUGAGGACGUCGAAGUCCACCCUGCUGUCCUGUCUCUGAAGGAACCAGAUGUAAUGGACACCCAGCAUUUUGUGGAAGCCAAGGAGAAAUUGCAUCUUUCCAAGGUGAAAUCCAUAUACCCAGAGCUGCCAGUGCAGGUUCUUGACCACAAGAGAGAUAUGGCGACCAUCAAACCUCUGGUUCCUAAUGAGAGGCUGUAUCCUGAGCUCCCGCAGCAGCACAAGCCCAUCCCUUUCUCCAGGGAGCAACUCAAGAUAUUUGAGCCUUGUUCCUGGAUAGAGAAUGUGGACUCCUUCACCGAGGAGUUUGAGAGGAUCGCCCACCAGGACAGGCAUGAGUUCCAUGAACUUCUCAUGAAUUACGGCCGAUGCAGGAAGCAGCUCCUUCUGGCCGAAGCCAAGCUCCAGAUCAUGAUCUCCGACUGGAAGAAUAUUAAGAGCAAAGUCUGGGACUUUAAGGAGGAGCACAUGACUGUACAGGGACUUUGUGAAGAUCAGGCCAAAGUGGUUGGAUAUCACCACUAUCAGACAGCAGAAGUCAACGCAUCGGCAUUAGGAGACCUGAAGAGACUCUUCGAGCUGAAGUCGGACCACUUACAUCAGACAUUUGCCCUGCACUCGUAUACGUCAGUCCUGUCCCGCCUGCAGGUCGAAUCUUAUAUCUAUGGGCUGGUGAACAACUCCCCUUUCUUGAAAUCGGUAGCAGUGUACCAUCCGGACCACGCCCCUCAGAAGCUAGAAGGGACUCACUCAGAUCUGAUCCUGCUGAAGGAGUGUAUCAGUGUCCUGUUCAGCUUCACAAGGAGAGUUAUAGAAGACACUCAGUUCCAGAACGAUAUUCUUCUCUGGCUUCAGAAGCUGGUUUCUGUGCUGCUGAAAGUUGGAUGCCUCGGGGACCACCUGUUCCUCUUGAAUCACGUCCUGCGCUGUCCAGCAGGUAUCAAUAAAUGGGCCACCCUGUUUGUUCAGGUUCGAGUCUUGCACAACCCGGCCGGCGUGUUUCACUUCAUGCAGCAGCUGGCGGUUCUCAUGUGUCCUGUAAGGAAUCGAGUGGACUUUCUUUGCCACAUGAAACCCAACGAAAGAAAAUGUCCUUCUUUAGGAAAUGAGUCGGGGAACUGGACUUUGGUGGAUGAAGGUGGUGAGGAGGACGAGGAUCCGGAGACGAGUUGGAUAUUGUUGUCAGAGGACGACCUCAUUUCCCUUUUGGGGCAAUUCCCUUUUCAUGAACUUUUCAAGAAUGUUCUAGGAUUUAACUCUAGAGGUGAAUAUUUUCCUGAUAAAACCACUCCCCAGGAAAUGAUGAAGAUUUUUGCUUUUGCUAAUUCUUUGCUUGAGCUUCUGGCCCUCGGAUUGGAGACCUUUAACAGGGCGCGGUACCGUCAGUUCGUCAAACGGAUAGGAUGCAUCAUACGGAUGACCCUGUGUUAUGUCAGCGAUCACUGGGCUCUGUACCUGAGCAGUAACCGUGGCAGAGAACACAGCUCGGAGCUCUACUCACUGGAGAAGCUACAGGCCAUUUAUGAUGAGCUCUUCAUGACUGCUGUCCUCCAUGUCCUCAAAGCCAAGAGGUUGGGCAUUUGGCUCUUCAUGUCUGAGAUGCCGUACGGGACUCUGUCAAACAUCAUGCUGUGGAAGCUCUUGUAUCUCAUGCACUAUGCCGAGAGUGAGAACGUGGAGAACCUUUAUUCCAGAUUAGACGCGACCACCUGCCAGUCUGCACUAAAUGAUCCCGUGAACCGAGAAAAGUUUGAAGAAUACUUUUCUGCAAUGAACAGCUCCGAAGGAAUCAGCCUCCUGACCACGUUUGCUCAGAUGGCACAAACCAAACGGGACGACGUGGACGAGGAGCUGAUGAAGACCGUCGCUUUAGAGAUUUAUGAAGUUUCCUAUGUCAGCAUGUCUACAAGAGAAGCAUUCUCUAAAGUGGGCCGCGAGCUUCUUGCCACCAUUACCAGCGCUCACUCCAGUAUCAUAUCUGUCCUCCUGCAGCGUGUCCGGGAAACCAUUGACAAAGUGGGGAUGGUUUCACUGUACUUAUUUAAAGAAUUACCCCUGCUCCAAUGGAGACCGAGCACCUCAGAAAUAGGCGUCAUCAGGGACUGGCUGAUCAAUUACAACCUGUCUGAGGUGGAGAACAAGCUGGCCUGCAUUAUCCUGGAGGGCAUGAACUGGGGCAUCACUGACUCGAAGACCCUUCAUCUGGACCAUGCUCUACAUGUGGAGGUCGCACUCAUGGUCCUGGAAGCUUAUCAGAAACACAUCUGUGACAAACCCUACACCGGGAUCAUCUCUGAGAGCAUUAAGCAGGUAUCUUACUUGGCCAGCAUAGUCCGAACUGGACAGACUCCGGAAGCCUCCUUCAACCAGUGGUCCUGGGAUCUAGUUUUGCGGCUUAAGUUGCACAGAAACGAUCGCCCGGAGCAGAUCUGCGAUUCUGUUCCUGAUCUAACAGAGGCUAAUGUUUUGCACCCCGUGUUGAAGGCCGUGAAAUCCGGGGUCCCUAUAGGCUGUUUCAUCGCUCUGGCCUCUGCUUCAGUGGGACACAGUGUAGAUAAGUUUUGUGUGGAGGGUGUGACUAUGCUGGGUGAGAUGAUACAAGCCAAGCAUCUCCGGGCUGUGGUUCACAUCUUGGAUAAAGUUUUACCCAUGUUUUAUCAAUGCCCAAGCUAUCUCCUGAAAAAUGAAUUGUUUUUGUCCUACAUUCAGCUCUUCCUCCAGCUUGACGGCGGGGUCCCUCAGGGAAUGACCAUGCAAAUGACCCACAAAGUUACCCAACAUUUGACCUCGAUAAACUACGGGGAAAAUGUGAAACUUCUUACAAACAUGGUCCAGUCACAUAUUGCUGCUAGUACUAAACCGAAUGAAGUAGGUCCAGUGGCGGUUCUGGAGUUCUGGACUCAGGUUCUCAUAAGCCAGCAGCUCUGGCACCGGGACAAAGGCAGCCUUCACCUUAUGGACCAGCUGUGUAAAGCAGCGUUCAGACACCUACAGGAAGAUUGUCUGCACAAACUGCUUUACCAGCAGCACAAGGAUGCACUGGGGUAUCACUGUGACCGAGGGAUCCUCUCCUCAUUUGUUGGAUGGAUCGUCGCAGGAAACGUGACUCCUUCAUUCAUAGACUCCAACUACAACCCCUCACAGAUCUGGUUUUCAUGGACCGUGCUUAAUACGGAGUCUUUGUUUGAAGAGGAUUCCCAGUUACGUCGUGUGCUGGAAUAUGAACUGCUCAGCCAUUCUUCUAUGAGUCCAGACCAAGCUCUGAAGAAAGCCCAGCAUCAGUUGAAGUUGCCCAUUGUGCCUUCUGUACAGAGGUUGAUGAUUUACCGCUGGGCUCACCAAGCCAUGGCCACCCCAGCAGAUCACCCACUUUUACCUCUGUUUUGGCAGAGGUUUUUUCUCCUGUAUCUGAACCGUCCAGGACCACAAUAUGGAUUGCCAGCAGAGGGUUGUAUCGGGAAGAGGUUCUUUAGCAGCUCAGCCCACACGCACCUCCUUAAACAGAUGAAGCGUCGUCUGAUGGAAGUGGCAGAUUUCCACCAUUCAGCCAGCAAAGCGCUGAGAGUACUUGUCCCUCUAGAUGGAUCCCCAGUUUUUUCUGAUUCAGGGAGCUGCUCACAAGACUGCCUGUCUUCUCCAGAUCUGCACAAAGAGCUGGUCAAGUUAUUUAACGUAUUUAUUGUUUGGCUGGAAGAUGACAAGUUGCAGAAGGGAGACGUGUAUAUCCCAUCCCUGCCCAAGCAGUAUGACCCACAUCGACUGGCUAAGAUCAUGCGAAAUGAGCAGAAUCUGUGGAUGGAGUUCAUUAACAUGGAGCGCAUCAUAUUUGAGAUCCAGGAAUGUGUAAAUGCUUGGAACCAAAUCAAGGUAGAGAUGGACACGAGCUUGCUGACUCCUGCUGUGACUGUGAACAUACCGUCUCCAUCAGCAGCUGCUAAAGAGAGAAUCCUUCUGAAUUUAAAGAAGCAUCCUGCACCUUGCCCGGGCAUCACCCUGCAGCUUAUGAAACCACCUGUUUCUGUCAUUUCAACCUCAUGUUAUAUCAACACCCAGGACGCCAUGAAGCUUGUGCACAAAGACCUGACUGUUCUGCAGCAGCAUGCCAAAACUGCUUCUAUGCGGGAAUCCCAGCAAGUGGCCCUGGACAGUGAGAUGCUCGAUACAAUUCCAAAACUUUACAUCAAUAGAGAGGAACAGAUAGAAAUGAAGAUGGAGUGCCGGGGAAAUUCGAAUAAGACGUGCAGCGGUCCUGCAGUGGUGACAGUCAAGUUUGAAGGAAUGCAGAUGGACGAAGCCAUAAGCCAGCAGCUUCAUAUGCUGCGGAGGGAGAUGAAGCAGUUACAAGCAGAAGCCACCAAACCUACUCUGCUCAACAUUAUAGAAACCGCUGUCCAUCUCGAGAACUUCAUAACGGCUUUGGUAAAUGCAUAUAAAGUGCAGUCUCCGCCUGAGAUACAGAAGAUUGGAAUCGGGACCUUCUUCGCUGUGGUUGAGUUUGUGUGUGAUGAGACUCAGCGCCAUCCUCCAUCUCGGCAAUUCUUCACCUCCUGCAUUGAGAUAUUGGGACAGGUGUUUAUAAGUGGAACCCAGUCAGAAUGUCGGCCGGUCCUGCAAACUAUAUUACAGAAUCGGAGGUUGUGCAAUCUGCUGUCCCCGUAUUUCACCCCAGCCGCCUCUCCUGGAGAGUUUGUGCAUUUGUAUGAAAAAGUGGUGGAAGCCAUAUCUGAAGACAAUAGUGAUGUGAUCUUUAUGCUGCUAACUAAGUUUGAUCUCAACCACUGGUUGAACUCUGCAAAGCCCUCCAUGUCUGAGCGGAGCAAACUUCUGGAGUCCGUGCACCUGGCUCUGACCCUGUGUGGCCUGACACCUGAUGAAGAUCUGCUGAUGCCUUUCAAUAUUUUCUGCAAGCACUGGAGCUCGAUCCUACGCUACCAGUUCCCCGACCAUUACAGUGACUGCCUGAGGCUGCUCAUGCAAAGUUCCUCAGAGCAGCUGCUCAGCCCGGAGUGCUGGAAAACCUCCCUGAAGGCUGUGGGAUGUUACACCCCAAGAGUCCUGCCAAAUACCGUGAAAGUGGAUUCCAAGGAUCCCCUCGUCUUUCCGAACUGCACUAACAAGAUGUUGCUGUCAGCAGAGCAGGUUCUGGAGACUAUUAAGUGGCUUUCGGAAUUUUUCAGCAAGUUGCGUCUAUCUAAACCAGACUUUCAGAGCUUCGGUUUGCUGUCAAAAUGGAGUCCGUACAUCCCUGAGGUGAAGACCUUCCUGGAGUAUCUAGUGAAGAGUCACAUCGACUUUGAGGUGCUCAGCAUCAAACAAGAAUUAAUGGGAAGUCCCACAGUUCAUGCAGUGCUGAAGUCUCUACAUUCAGAAGUCACAGAGCUCUUCAAGCCCUGGAUAAUGGUCCUAGAUAAGGAUGAUAACAGUAAUCAGCGUUGCUAUCCCUGGCUGGAAAGUGACACCCGCACCGCGGUCAUAUUGGUCCAGCUAUUCUUUGACUGUAUUUUGACGCUGCAUCACAAGUUUCAGGAUCACCUUCUGCCUGGACAGCGGGGGGCGCUGUGGUUACAUCUAAUGCACUAUUGCGAGUCCUGCACUGCACCCAUGCACCCAGAGUACAUUCUGUAUACUUAUCACACAGAGUACAAUAAGCUGCCCUGGAAGGACAUGUAUCCUGACCAGACGCUAAUGGAAGAGUUUUUCAAGGUGGAGCGAGGGAGCCCAAAGAGCUGUUUUCUGUUUCUGGGGGGUGUAUUAUGUGAUGUAAACUGGAUGAACGUCCUGGCCGAUGCCUGGGGUCCCAUUCCUCGGCCAGAAACUCAUCGCAUGCUGGUUUGCCUCUUGUAUAUGUUGGUAUUUCUCACCAAAGAGGAGCAGCUCAUAAAUGAACCGGGGGCCCCUCUAAUUAACCUCUUGGGGCAGGCUGGCACAUUGUCCUGGCACUUGGUGGAUGCUGUAUCUUACCAAAAUGUCAUAGGGUAUUUCAGCAGCCAUUACCCUCCCUCUGUAAUCCUGAGCACCCACCUGGCGGAUGAGUUACUCCUGAAGCUUCUUCGUGUCUCUGCGGGACUUUCCUCUUUUCCAGAAUGCAGCAUUUACUCUGACGUGACUCCUAAAUGCCGCAUCUACAUUCAGCAGAUCGUCCAGUUUAUGGGAUCUUUGGAACAGAAUGGUAAAAUCAGCAUUCCUGCUCUGGAGCAAGAGCUGUCCAAACUGCUGGACGAUAUUGUCGUUUUCAUCCCUCCAGAUCUGGAGGUCCAGAAGCGUCACAUGGCUUUGAGCAGUUUGUUCAUGGAGCUUCUGAUGGUCAUGAACAACGCGAGUGUGACCACAGCCGAGUCCCUGCGUGGAGCCCUGCUCAAGUGGAUUGAUAGCAAAGUGCAAGGCAUGUUGGUCAUGCCCCUCUUAACAGCAGCUUGCCAGAGCUUGGCCUCCAUCAAACACAUGGCAGAGGCGACGGAAGCGUGUAUACUGGCAUACUUCAAAGAUGCUGCCGUCCACUGUCCACUGUCACAAGAGUCUCUGCACUCACAGAACCCAGGCUGGGGACCGAUCCUGGCAUCCUUGCAGGUGCCUGAACUUACUACUGAGGAGUUUCUCCAAGAAUGCCUUGUCCUAGGCAGUUACCUGACCCUUCACGUAUAUGUUCUGCAAUGUCUGAACCAAGAACAGACCCUCACCAACGAGCUGCGGAUGCUGGUAAAAAUUUCCAAGUGGAUUGAACAGGCACAACCAAGCUCUGUCAGUGAAGAAUCCAAACUCUUCUUGUGGUUCCAUAAGGUUCUGCAGUUGUCUCUGAUUCAGGUGGAGCAGAAUGACAGCGAAGUCACCGAGAACGUUCUGCGGAUCCUGCUUUUAGUCCAGACCCGCCUCUGCCUCCUGGGUGAAGAAAGAAUGUCUACUGGGAUCCUGGGGGCUAUCGGCCUUGGAAGGAAGUCUCCACUCUCUGCCAGGUUCAGGAUUAUCUCUCGCAGUUUGGCCGCCUUCAUUUUAGCCCAGAUCCCCUCUGAAAACCAAGUGCGCCUUAAGGCAGGGUCUGGCCUUCAUCUGUCACCAAGAGCUCAACAGGCGUUAAGUGCUGUGGAGUCCUUGACCUCAAGCAAACAGUACGUGGAGUAUCAGGAGCAGAUCUCGCAGGCGGUCCAGUUUAUCCGGUACCCGGGGCACGGUCUUCAGGAUGGGAACACACUGCUCGCCCUUCUUAUCAACUCACUGUACCCAGAAGUGCAUUAUCUGAAUAUUAUCCGAUAACCUGGGAAGAUCUCACAUCUGGGACAUUCUUUUUUUUUAUUUUUUUAUGCUUUCCCCCCCAGCCUGUUUUUGUGACCACUUACCCUUCAUAUUUCAUGUCUGAAAAACAAAAAUGAUGUAUUAAUGUUUAUCUGUGUGAAAAAUAGGGAAGGGAAAAGCAAUGGUACCCAGAUGUCUAAUCUGUGGGGUCGGUGGGGGAGGGGGGGAUUGUAAGAUGAAUGGGGGAGUCCUGUGGGUGCUUUAUAACACUCAUCAGCUCAGGCUUCUGAUAGGAUAUUGUGCACAAUAGUCAAAAUUACUUACUGCCUUAAAGGGGCUCUCCACCCAAAUGCAUUAAAAAAAUAAAUAGAUUAAUAAUGCAGGCCGAGAUAAGGAUGACCAGGCGGCAUUCUCCCCCUCCUCCAUUGUCAGCACAGAUUUGAGCUUGAUAGCUGAAUUAUGUGCGGCAGAGGGGAAUGUUUACCCGCCAGUUGCGGACAGAGUUGCCCUUUAAUGGUGCAUAUAGAGUUCUUUAUUAUUACUUGAUGAGAGUUUUUACUAUCCCCUAGAUGUAGAAGGACAGUGCCAAAAAAUCAGCAGUGAUCUGCCGUGCCUGAAGGACAUACAUGAGAUGUAAUAAUCUAGUACAUGUACAUGGUAUAUACGUUGAUCUUGAAUAAUCUCAGGCGGGAGAAGCUCCUUUCUUUGUAUGGGAAUAUUCACAUCUCAAGUGUACAUUUGUAUCUUUUAUUGGAUAGUUUGGAACAUGGACUAAGGGCCUUGGAUCAGCAGCUGAAGGGUUAAUUGCCAAACAAGAAAUGUAUAUGUGUAUGUAUAUGUGUCUAGUGGAAGUGACGUAUCUCCUGAUGUACAUGUGAGUUAUUUAUAAAAGGGCUUUCGUUAUUAUGUGA
Messenger RNA from Bufo gargarizans (Asiatic toad), 8670 nucleotides. It is a transcript of the gene EPG5, whose product is annotated as ectopic P-granules autophagy protein 5 homolog. Gene Ontology annotation, cellular component: cytoplasm. Bases 98 to 7780 code for a protein of 2560 amino acids. The transcript has 45 exons. NCBI's taxonomy places the organism in Eukaryota, Metazoa, Chordata, Amphibia, Anura, Bufonidae. The record is from RefSeq and is a predicted model, not a curated record. Gene Ontology annotation, biological process: autophagosome maturation.